This is a messenger RNA of Oryza sativa Japonica Group (Japanese rice), 1402 nucleotides long. Its product is annotated as immune-associated nucleotide-binding protein 9. Gene Ontology annotation, molecular function: GTP binding. NCBI's taxonomy places the organism in Eukaryota, Viridiplantae, Streptophyta, Magnoliopsida, Poales, Poaceae. The record is from RefSeq and is a predicted model, not a curated record.
GCGUCAAUUAAUAGGAGACGAGGAGAGAUAAACCCCCCCGUAUUCGCAGGCUCAUCGACUUCUCGUCUUCCUCUCCUCUCUCUCGUUUCGAUUCCCCCGCGAGAGAUUCGAUCCAACCAAACCCACCCGCUACCAGCGUCUUCUCCUUCGCGAGCAAGUUUUUUGAGAGUUUGCAAUGGGAGGAAGCGAAUACGAUGAUGACUGGGAGUUGCCUAGCGCUGACAUCACUGUAGUUCUUUGCGGCAAACUUGGCUGUGGCAAGAGCGCAACUGGCAAUAGCAUCGUUGGAAGAGAAGCAUUUGUAUCAGAGUACUCCCAUGCUAGUGUGACCAGUACUUGUCAAUUGGCCAGCACCGCGCUAAAGGAUGGCCGUACCCUCAAUGUUAUUGAUACGCCAGGAUUAUUUGAAAUGACCAUUACAUCUGAGGAUGCCGGUAAAGAAAUUGUUAAGUGUAUGAGUAUGGCCAAGGAUGGGAUACAUGCAGUGCUGAUGGUUUUUUCUGCCACAUCUCGUUUUACUCGAGAAGAUUCCAGUACCAUUGAGACAAUUAAAGAGUUUUUCGGAGAGAAGAUUGUUGAUCACAUGAUACUAGUAUUUACUUAUGGAGAUUUAGUUGGUGAAAAUAAAUUGAAGAGCAUGCUGAAUAAUGCCCCAGAGUAUCUGCAGAAAACUGUUGAGCUAUGCAAAAACAGAGUUGUUCUCUUUGAUAAUAUGACCAAGGACCGAUGGCUCCAAGAGAAGCAACUUGAAAAUUUGCUUGAUGUUGUUGACUCUGUGAAUACAAAUAAUGGAGGAAAGCCAUUUUCAGAUCAAAUGCUCGCUUGCAUUAAGGAAGCACAUGCCAGAGAACAGGAGGUGCAUGAUGCUAUUGGAUAUACAGAAGAGCAAAUAUCUGAAUUGAAAAAGGAGAUCCAGAGAACUCGGGAUGAACAGCUUGCAAACAUUACCAACAUGGUGGAGGAAAAGCUGAAUAUCACUGUUGACAAGCUGCAACAGCAACUCAUGGAAGAACAGAAUGCAAGGCUAGAAGCAGAGAGGUUGGCAGCUGAAGCUAGGCUCCGAUCAGAUGAGGAGAUCCGCAAGCUCAAAAAGCGCCUCGAGAAGGCCCAACAAGAAAAUGAGGAAUUCCGAAAGAUGGCUUCUCAACACAAGUGUUCUAUUCUAUGAGUAGCUUUCUCCUAGGAUCAAGCUGCUGCCAUGGUUGAAUGCUCCGUGCAUUGUUAAUAGAGUUCAGAACAGUGCUCUAGGCUAUGUGGUUGACAUAAAACUUUUGCUACUGGGCUAUCUCAUAUCUGUAAAUAUACAGGUAUUUGGAUUUUUAAUGUCCAAGGAUUUUGACUAUCAUCCCUGCUAGUUCAUCCUUGUGAAAAGUGAAUUUUGGUGAUCGUCUUCUUCUGAAAA